GCGCUCCGCUUCAGCAGGAUUCCCCCGGGUUUCCUCUUCUGUUCCCAGCUCGCCCUGCUGACCCGCCGCGCGGUUACCCCAUAAGCCUCGGGGGCACCUCCGGCCCGCUGGAGCCGGCAAUGCCCGAGCAAGGGGUUCCCUCCCGCCCGCCUGUCACACUCGCCUAAGAACAGCCCAGCCAGCGGGCGCGGAGGAGACACGGGCAGGACCCUCGCCACACCCGGUGUGUGCCCUCGUCCCGGGGCUCGAGGGGAAGGAGGGCUGGUGCCUGUGGCCCUGACACCCCGACGGUGCUCAAGCUGCUAUGCAGGGGACACGGCGGUGAGCAGCCCCUGGCUACCCCCUCACCCGGCGGGAUAGGCCAGCCCCUGCCGCCAGCCGGCUCGGGACCACUGCUGGUUUUGGCGCCAAGCGGGAGGCGGCGCUGCUGCGGCCGUGCCCGGUACUGCCUGCCCCGCCGCCGCCGCCGCCCUGCCGAGCUGGGCACAAGGCGCGAGGGAGACGAGCCGGGGCGCGGGCUCUACUGCCAGGCUGGGGCGGGGGGAUCCUGGCUGGGCGGCGCUGCUGGGCCAGGCCCCGGGGGGCGGGGGAGAAGAGUAGCGCGAAGCCUCCUCCUGGGCUGUUCUUCCCCGGCCGGACGGAGAGCGGCACUGUGUCCCCGCGGCGCGGCGCACGCUCCGCCUGAGCCGCCCCCUUUCACCCCCGCUCCUGCCGCCGCCGAGCAACCUCCUCCCCCCACCUCUCCCCGGGCAGGAGCCGCCGCCGCACCGCGAAGCAAGGAGGCAGCGGGAGCAGCUAGGGCGCCAGCCGGCCGGCGGUGGUGGAGCAGCAGCAGCACCCACCCGGCACGGAGGCUACUCAAUGCUGCACCUUCCGGAGCUGCAUGAGAGGCCGGUAGAGGACUGUGGAGAAGGAAAGUUUAUAACCAGUGGCACCAGGAUGGACUUUCCUGCUACCCAACCAAAACCUCCUGCCGAUGGCAAGAUCAUCUACUAUCCUCCCGGAGUAAAGGAGAUCACAGACAAAAUUACUAACGAUGAGGUGGUCAAACGGUUGAAGAUGGUAGUAAAAACCUUCAUGGACAUGGACCAGGACUCAGAAGAUGAGAAACAGCAGUAUCUCCCUUUAGCCUUGCAUCUUGCAUCUGAAUUCUUCCUCAGGAAUCCCAACAAAGAUGUGCGUCUCCUUGUAGCAUGUUGCUUGGCUGAUAUAUUCCGAAUCUAUGCUCCAGAAGCGCCAUAUACAUCCCAUGAUAAACUUAAGGACAUAUUCUUGUUUAUUACAAGACAGUUAAAAGGCUUGGAGGACACUAAGAGCCCCCAAUUUAACCGAUACUUUUACUUAUUAGAGAAUUUAGCAUGGGUUAAAUCUUACAACAUCUGCUUUGAGCUGGAAGAUUGCAAUGAAAUUUUUAUUCAGCUUUUUAGGACUCUCUUUUCAGUCAUCAACAAUAGCCACAACCAGAAGGUACAAAUGCACAUGCUGGAUUUGAUGAGUUCUAUCAUCAUGGAGGGUGAUGGAGUAACUCAAGAGCUUCUGGACUCCAUUCUCAUUAACCUCAUUCCUGCACACAAGAACCUUAAUAAACAAGCAUUUGAUCUUGCAAAAGUCUUGUUGAAAAGGACUGUCCAGACUAUUGAACCAUGUAUCGCCAAUUUUUUUAACCAGGUUCUGGUACUGGGAAAGUCUUCAGUAAGUGACUUGUCAGAACAUGUGUUUGAUCUGAUACAAGAGCUUUUUGCCAUAGAUCCUCACUUAUUGCUGUCCGUCAUGCCACAGCUUGAGUUCAAACUGAAGAGUAAUGAUGGAGAAGAGCGUUUGGCUGUUGUUCGACUUCUAGCUAAACUAUUUGGCUCUAAAGAUUCUGAUCUGGCAACACAAAAUCGUCCUCUUUGGCAAUGCUUUCUUGGACGAUUUAAUGAUAUACAUGUCCCUGUGAGAUUAGAAAGUGUGAAAUUUGCCAGUCAUUGUUUAAUGAACCAUCCGGAUUUAGCAAAAGACCUCACCGAGUACUUGAAGGUUAGAUCACAUGACCCAGAAGAAGCGAUUCGACAUGAUGUCAUUGUUACAAUUAUAACUGCUGGGAAGAGAGACCUUUCUUUAGUCAAUGACCAGCUACUUGGCUUUGUAAGGGAAAGAACACUAGAUAAACGGUGGCGAGUAAGAAAAGAAGCUAUGAUGGGACUUGCCCAGCUAUACAAGAAGUAUUGUCUUCAUGCUGAGGCUGGCAAAGAUGCUGCAGAGAAAGUGAGCUGGAUAAAGGAUAAACUUUUGCACAUAUAUUAUCAGAAUAGCAUUGAUGACAAGUUACUGGUAGAGAAAAUCUUUGCUCAGUAUCUUGUCCCACACAAUUUGGAAACAGAAGAGAGAAUGAAAUGCUUGUACUAUUUAUAUGCUAGCUUGGAUCCAAAUGCUGUCAAAGCACUGAAUGAGAUGUGGAAGUGCCAGAAUAUGCUUAGGAGUCAUGUACGGGAAUUACUGGACUUGCAUAAGCAGCCCACUUCGGAAGCAAAUAGUAGUGCCAUGUUUGGAAAGCUGAUGACCAUAGCAAAAAACCUUCCAGAUCCCGGAAAAGCACAAGAUUUUGUGAAGAAAUUCAAUCAGGUUCUUGGGGAUGAUGAGAAACUUCGAUCUCAGCUCGAGUUGUUAAUCAGCCCUACAUGUUCAUGUAAACAGGCAGAUGUCUGUGUGCGGGAGAUAGCCCGGAAGCUUGCAAAUCCAAAGCAGCCAACAAAUCCUUUCCUGGAGAUGGUCAAAUUUCUUUUGGAAAGAAUUGCCCCAGUGCACAUUGACUCAGAAGCCAUUAGCGCACUAGUAAAGCUGAUGAAUAAAUCAAUAGAGGGGACAGCUGAUGAUGAAGAGGAGGGUGUAAGUCCUGAUACUGCUAUUCGUGCAGGACUUGAACUUCUCAAGGUUUUGUCUUUCACACAUCCUACCUCGUUCCACUCUGCAGAGACAUAUGAGUCUCUCCUGCAGUGCCUCAGGAUGGAAGAUGAUAAGGUAGCUGAGGCAGCUAUUCAGAUUUUCAGAAACACAGGCCACAAAAUAGAAACAGACCUGCCGCAGAUAAGAUCGACAUUAAUUCCUAUUUUGCAUCAGAAAGCAAAGAGAGGUACUCCUCACCAAGCAAAACAGGCUGUCCACUGUAUACAUGCCAUAUUCUCAAAUAAAGAAGUGCAACUUGCACAGAUCUUUGAGCCUCUUAGUAGAAGUUUGAAUGCUGAUGUUCCAGAGCAACUUAUAACUCCAUUAGUCUCUUUGGGCCAUAUUUCUAUGUUAGCUCCAGACCAGUUUGCUUCUCCAAUGAAAUCUGUGGUUGCAAAUUUCAUCGUGAAAGAUCUCCUCAUGAAUGAUAGGUCAACAGGAGAGAAAAAUGGGAAAUUGUGGUCCCCAGAUGAAGAGGUUUCCCCAGAAGUUCUAGCAAAGGUGCAAGCAAUUAAACUUUUGGUACGCUGGCUCUUGGGUAUGAAAAACAACCAGUCUAAAUCUGCAAAUUCAACACUCCGGUUAUUAUCAGCUAUGUUGGUCAGUGAAGGAGACUUAACAGAACAGAAGAGAAUCAGUAAAUCAGAUAUGUCUCGUCUCCGACUGGCUGCUGGUAGUGCCAUAAUGAAGCUUGCACAGGAACCUUGUUACCAUGAAAUAAUUACCCCAGAGCAGUUCCAGCUCUGUGCACUUGUCAUUAAUGAUGAGUGUUAUCAAGUGAGGCAGAUAUUUGCUCAGAAGCUGCACAAGGCACUUGUGAAGUUACUGCUCCCGUUGGAAUACAUGGCAAUCUUUGCCUUGUGUGCCAAAGACCCUGUGAAAGAGAGAAGAGCACAUGCCAGACAGUGUUUGCUCAAAAAUAUCAGUAUACGAAGAGAGUAUAUUAAGCAGAACCCUAUGGCUAAUGAAAAGCUGUUAUCUCUGCUGCCUGAAUAUGUGGUACCAUAUAUGAUUCAUUUACUGGCACACGAUCCAGAUUUCACAAAACCUCAGGAUGUUGAUCAACUUCGUGAUAUCAAAGAGUGUCUGUGGUUCAUGCUUGAAGUUUUAAUGACAAAGAAUGAGAACAACAGCCAUGCCUUCAUGAAAAAGAUGGCAGAAAGCAUCAAGCUUACCCGGGAUGCUCAGUCUCCUGAUGAGCCUAAGGCCAAUGAAAAACUCUAUACAGUAUGUGAUGUAGCACUGUGUGUAAUCAACAGCAAGAGUGCUUUAUGUAAUGCAGAUUCACCAAAGGACCCUGUAUUGCCCACCAAAUUUUUUACGCAACCUGAAAAGGACUUCUGUAAUGACAGGAAUUAUAUUACAGAAGAGACAAGGGUUCUUCUUUUAACAGGAAAGCCAAAACCAACUGGUGUAUUAGGUGCAGUAAACAAACCAUUAUCUGCAACUGGAAGGAGACCUUAUAUUAGAAGCACAGGAUCAGAGACUGGAAGCAAUAUUAGUGUAAACUCGGAGUUGAGCUCUCCUGCAGGAAACAGAUCAAGGGAACAGAGUUCAGAUAUAUCAGAAACUGGGGUCAGCGAAAAUGAUGAAAAUCCAGUGAGGAUUAUUUCAGUCACACCAGCAAAGACAGAACCUGUGAAAAACAAGGAGAUUCAUUCUGAUCAGGCUACACAAGGAAACAUUAGCACUGAACGUGGAAAAAAAAGAACGGCAGCAGCAGCUGGAUCAGAAAACAUUCAUCAAAAAACAGAAGAAAAAAAAGCAGAUGAAUCAGGACCACCAGCCCCUCCCAAACCUAGGAGAGGGCGUCCACCAAAGUCUGAAUCUCAGGGCACCACAGUAAAAAAUGAUGAAACAAAUAAACCAUCUGGCAGGGGAAGGAAAAGGGCAGCAGUCAGUCAAGAGAGUUCAGGGGGUUUAGAGGCAGGUAAUGCCAAAGCACCAAAACAGCAAGACAUAGCAAAAAAAGCAGCACCAGCACAGAGACAAAUUGAUCUACAAAGGUAAAAAGAAAGCUUACACGAAAAGGGAGGAAAUGAAGGCCAAAUAAAGGCAAGCUCCAAGCUUCUGCAAAAACUAAGAUUCUGAAAUUUCCUAUACAGGAACUGAAAUUACUUCAAAACACACAGCUUUCAGCUCUGAAAACAGAAGGAAAACUAUGCUUCCCUUUUACAUGAAAUUAAUCCUUCUCAAUGGAAAUGUAAAGCAGAAACUCUUGAGAAAGAGGCUAAAAGCAUCUGUACUUAUUUCCCCAGAGACUUUUUUUUAUGAAAAGUCAAUAAUUAAGCAAAUUGCUUAACACUUGGUUCCAGUUUCUGCAUAUCUGGAGUUUAAAAGUAUUUUACUCCAUUAAUUUUCAUGCUGCAUUUUUUUUUUUUAAAAGAAAGUCAAAGGAGAGGUUCUUUUACUGACACUGAAAAUUUGUGAUCCGAGAGCCAGGUUAUUCCCAUGUUUCACAAGAAAAAGUAGAUGUCUACUGAAUGGAAACAAGUAGAGGAAAAUCACAAGAAAUAUUUCUUUGCUUUACUUUUGGAGACUGUUUUAUGUAUAAUUCUUUCCGCCUGCCUACUUUUCUGCAAAAAUAAGAUGUACAGAUUUCAGUUCCCUGCUAUGAAAAGUCAUGUGGUGGCAAUUUUAUAAAUGUUGCUUUCUGAUUUUUAUCAGAGUGGGAAAAUAAUCACUUAAAAUUAUUAUUGAUUUGCAAGUAGACAUUUCAUUUUUUAAUUUUUCCUCCAUUUUAGUUUAAUAUAAUUUGCAAUAAAUGUACAUAUUGAUGUUUGUUUUAUAAAAACAUAUAUCACUUUUAAGUGUUUUUACUCCAGCAGUUCUGUUGGAAUAUUCAAAAUUUUAAAGGAGUAAAGACAGUCCAGCAUUUGAUUUUAUAAUGUUUGUCACCAGAUUUUUAUUAUUGAUGUAAAAAAGUCAAUUUUUAAAAAUAGUUGGACUUCGGCAGCUUUGUAAGGAAAGUUGGAAAUGGUUAGGGUUGCUCUCAAUUUUGAGCAUUGUGCUGAUUGGAAGUAAGGUCUGUUUUGCAUUUUGUCUUCCUGUCCAGGCUCAUUUUUAAUGUUUGUUUUAGAAGACUGUUGCAUCAAUAUUAUGUUUCCUGGCAUCGUUCAGCAUAGAUACAGUGUACACUUUUAUGUACACAUGAUCAUAUUUAAGUUUGUUGCAUAAAAUAAACGCUUCUAGGUGUCA
Messenger RNA from Chelonia mydas (Green sea turtle), 6123 nucleotides. It is a transcript of the gene PDS5A, whose product is annotated as PDS5 cohesin associated factor A. The transcript is spliced from 33 exons. The coding region runs from base 862 to 4935 and encodes 1357 amino acids. The record is from RefSeq and is a predicted model, not a curated record. Gene Ontology annotation, cellular component: chromatin; nucleus. NCBI's taxonomy places the organism in Eukaryota, Metazoa, Chordata, Testudines, Cheloniidae. Gene Ontology annotation, biological process: mitotic sister chromatid cohesion; DNA repair.